AUGCUGCUUGCUCCCCAACUGCGGGGCCGAGGUGCGUCAGUCUGUCUGGGUCUGGGGGACGGACCGAGGGUCGCUUCUUUAGGGCUCGAGGAGCUGAGUUCGGAACGAGCCCGCACAGUGCACCGCCUGGAGCGUUUGCUGGAGCCGGGCAGUGCCGUGAACGCCCCUCGAGACUCCUUCUGCCGGUCUCCAGGGCACUUAGCUGCCCGGGCAGGACAUCCCUUCUUUCUGCUCUGGCAGCUGCAGUCGGGAGCUGACCUCAAUCAACAGGAUUCUUUUGGAGAAGCUCCAAUACAUAAGGCUGCUAAAGCUGGGAGCUUGGAAUGUCUCAGUCUGCUUAUAGCCAAUGAUGCCCUAAUUGACUUAAGUAAUAAGGAUGGGCAGACUGCAGAAGAUUUGGCAUGGUCUUGUGGAUUUCUGGAAUGUGCCAAAUUUCUCACAACCGUUAAAUAUACACAAAGUAUGAAAUUAAGUGAACAGUCCAAAUGUUCAUUCAAAACUGACAACUGUGGUUUACUGCUUAAAAAUAAAAGAGCAUACAGAAAUGUGGACAACUCAAAUGGGAAGAAACAACGAUUAGAUGGUAGGUAAUAUGUAGAUUCUACCCAAUAGCCUAUUAAAUAUUUCUAUAGAAUCAUUAGACUUAAAGCUCAUUACUAUACUAAAACCUUACUCAUUUAAUAAUUCAUUGAAGUUCUGUCUUUAGUUUCGAACUGCUGAGUAAUAUUCUAUUCCCAUUAGAACACAGUUAAUACUCAAUAUUUUUGUUUAACUUUCCCAGACUUCAAGAAUUCUCAUAAUUAUAACCAUAUAACUUUAAAGUUGGCAAUUGCAGUGCACAAUUUUGAAUCUGCUAAAGAGGGAAAGCAUUCUCAAAACUGUUCCUGAAGUGAUUAAAUUUGUAGACAAAUAGUGUUCAUCCCCAUCCUCUCAACAGUGCUAGACCCUGUAGAGACUCAUCCCAGGCAUAUGCUUUUCAUAAGGAACAAUUCAUCCAAAGAAAUGAAAGGGAGACCCUUUUUAAAGGAUUUUUAAAAAACCCUUUAGGGUUCUUCUGAUAUUGCUGGCCUGCCCUGAUCAGUCAGCACUGCCUCUCCUCUUCCCUUCAUUUUAUGGCUUAUUUCAUGUCACUGUGUUAGGAAAAGUUUUAAAAAGUAUUAUUCAGAAAAGUGUAUUUUCAGCAAUCUCUAGUAAAAGAUUACAGUUUUUAUAGUUAUAGGAACCUUACCCCAUUUCCUACAGGUUCAGUGUGUCAACAUUCAUGUUUUUGCUUAUCAUGCCUUUUUCUAGGACCAUUAAGGACCAAGUGUAUUUAGAUUCUGAUGAUAACUAGUGGUUGUUUAGAGUAAUGUAAAUUUCAUUAUACAGUAUUUUUUAUUAAUUACAAAGAAAUACAGAAGAAACAAAUCAAAAUGUAUUCUUAAAGUUAUCUCAACAUAUUUAGAAAUGUAUGGUGAAUUGUUAUAUAUCACACAAAGUAAUAUAUACUUUAUAGUAUUCAGUAUUUCCCUCAUCGUAAAAGUUCCAGGGGAAAAUGUCACAAAGAUAAUAACUUUUUUUUUUUUAAAUAACAGCAAAUCAUUUGUGUUAGUAGGAAGCUACUGAAAGAAGUUUGAAGCAGACCUUUAAAUUGAUGGUUUCUUUAUGGGCCACAAGCUACUGAAUUUAUCCAUAAAAUAUUCUCAUCUUCUUCUAAGAAGGAGCAAGAUAUCAAAACUUUCUUCUGCUUGAAGAUUAUUUUAAGAAUACCUAUAUUUGCAUAGUUUUGGUAUGCUGCAUUUUGAUUGUAUGUGUUCCAACGUCAUAUCUGUCUUUAACUUAAAUAUUUAAGUAUUUUGUUAGUGCUGUGUUUAUACAUUUUCUAAUGCUAUAGAAAGAAUAGCAUCUAGUG
Molecule: messenger RNA, 1891 nt
Organism: Sarcophilus harrisii (Tasmanian devil)
Lineage: Eukaryota; Metazoa; Chordata; Mammalia; Dasyuromorphia; Dasyuridae
Gene: ANKRD37
Product: ankyrin repeat domain 37
Exons: 4
Molecular function (GO): protein binding
Source: RefSeq, a predicted model, not a curated record